AUGAGCGACUUUGACUUGACAUCGAGCAACGGCGAAGCCUUAGAAAAUAACGGGAACAGUGCGGAUAGUCAUCAAAACAACAACUCUGACACGAGCAAGGAGCUGCCCCCGGCCCCCCGCAUUGGCGUUGAGGACGCUGACGUAGGCAAGCCGGCCAACGCCAAAGAACCAGUGCCAAAGCAUGAGACUCUACAAGAGGUAAUAGACCGGAAACGCAGAGAGAAAGGAUUGCCGCCUGUUCCCAGAAUACCAAACAGAGAAGGAGAAAUCGAAGAAGGCCAUAAGCUCCUGCACUCUGGCUUGGCAAGAUAUGUCGUCCUACGACCAGACAAUGUCGUCGUCAAAUUGGGGUCAUACUUGAACCUUGAUGAGGUCGAUGCGAUGAACUUUGCCAGAAGCGUAGGCAUUCCCGUCCCAGAGGUCCUCGGCUGGGGAGAGCAGAGGAAUGCGGAGGGGCAUUAUGAGCAUUACAUUGAGAUGGAGUACGUAGAAGGAGCCACGCUGGAAAAAGCAUGGCCUGAUUUGUCCGAUGAGACGAGGCUCGAUAUUGCCCAUCAGCGUCGAGAAAUUCUCAGAAAAAUGCGUGCGAUACCCCCUCCGGAGAACUAUAUCGGCAGCUACAACAGCGACAGAAUCGUUGACGCCCGAGGCAUGUCCACGUUUGUCCGUCCGGCGUGCCAAAAUGAGGAGGAGUUCAAUGCAUUCCUCACAGCGGAAAAGGGCAUGGCCAAGUCGGUCAAGGAAGCCUACAGAACUAGCAUAGGCAAGCACAAGAUCGUCUUUACACACAGCGACAUCGCGCCGAGGAACAUUAUGGUGCGGGAUGACCGCAUCGUUGCCAUCAUCGACUGGGAGGGCGCCGGUUGGUACCCCGAGUACUGGGAGUAUGUCAAGUUGAUGCACUUUCUUGAUCGGUGCCCUGGUUGGAAAGGUCUCGUCGACGAAAUCUUUCCAGAGAGUUACGCUUUUGAGCUCUUGUAUACACUGGUCUCCGAUGUUACCAAGACAACUGGGAUAAUGAUCCUUACGAGUCCAAGAAGGGGCGAAAUCAACAACUGCCCAAAAGAGCUCCGCCAGGACGAGCACUACAAGCGCGAUGAAAUAACUAUCGGGUGCAUACUCAAUCUGCAGGAUCAAGAAAAACGGGACAGAGUUGCUGAAGUGAACAACAGCCUUGAGUGCGCAAUAGCUUCCGCGUCAGUGCUCACUCAUCGGAAGCUUCCCAUGUUCUCGUUCUUCAAGGCUAGGAGCCCCUUUUCACACCAUUGCACACAGUUGGAGUCGCCGUCGUUAAGGACAGCCACGCUAUCCAUCAGGCGGUUCAUGCCCUCCAAGGUGAUGGUCAUCUGCUUCACGUGA
This is a messenger RNA of Beauveria bassiana ARSEF 2860, 1359 nucleotides long. RefSeq names its product Phosphotransferase family protein. The record is from RefSeq and is a predicted model, not a curated record. Lineage: Eukaryota; Fungi; Ascomycota; Sordariomycetes; Hypocreales; Cordycipitaceae. The coding region runs from base 1 to 1359 and encodes 452 amino acids. The transcript is spliced from 3 exons.